This is a messenger RNA of Ceraceosorus guamensis, 998 nucleotides long. RefSeq lists its product as hypothetical. The transcript has 3 exons. The coding region runs from base 243 to 707 and encodes 154 amino acids. The record is from RefSeq and is a predicted model, not a curated record. Lineage: Eukaryota; Fungi; Basidiomycota; Exobasidiomycetes; Ceraceosorales; Ceraceosoraceae. Gene Ontology annotation, biological process: mitochondrial electron transport, NADH to ubiquinone.
UGUAUAUAACGGCUCUCGUCAAUGAAGUGUCCACGCCGAGGUUACAAGCGAUCAGUUCACAAUUCCGACCUCAUCAUCUCAGUUUGUUGACUCACGACUGGGAAUCCGCGGGGCUCUUGCGAUCGUCGUGCCGUCUCGCCCCACAAGGCUCUGCACCCCUUCUUUAGGCUGUCAGCCCACCUCAACCCUGGCACACGACUGAUCAAGUCCUUCGCAGCCACGGAGCCUCCUCUAAAGACACCAUGUCAUCCUCCAGAAUCUUCGCAAGGUCUCUCUCGAGCAGCGCCAAAGCUCGCGCUCCUCCAUCCGGAUUCUUUGCCCGUCCAACAGGCGAGGCUCAGACUCCCGCUCGUCGUCGAGAGAACCGAGCCAACGUGGUAGCAGCGCCUCACACACCACCUCACAUCCCAUCCGAGCAAUCUCCAAAUUAUCCAGCCACUUGGUCCAAAUCGCAAAAUCCCAGGCCUAAAGCGAUGCAAGGACCACGUUUCGAACAGAUCGAUUUCAACCUGCAACCUUUGCCCCUGAGCGCCAUGGAGAUGAUUCACAGGGAACCGAUUCGUCUCACAAAGAAGAGGGUCGUUGCUUGCGAUGGUGGGGAUGGACCGCUUGGACACCCUCAGGUGUUCAUCAACUUGGACAAGCCAGGACCCAAGGCGUGCCCGUACUGCGGUAUUCGCUUCGAGCACGACCACGCGCACCACUAGAGUGGACAUAAAUGGCCCCUUGAUGCUCUCUGUGCCACGAAUCUCGCUCGCCGACCGACAGUCUGCCCACACUACUGGCGCUCUCCGGUCGAUCGAUAGCAAUCUUCGAUGUGAUGCAUCCAUCCAUCCCUCUUCGACUGAAGAGACGCCUCAUGUGGCUCGCCUGCCCUUGAAAAUGUGUCUGUGAACAGGUCACCGUCUCUAGUCGAAGCUCUGCAAGACUGUCGUGCUCGUGUGCCAGGCAGCAAAUUAUUCCUAGACUCUUGACUUUUGGCUCGGUAAACUCUCCGA